Solanum stenotomum is the source of this 1010-nucleotide messenger RNA. Its product is annotated as serine/arginine-rich splicing factor RSZ22-like. Lineage: Eukaryota; Viridiplantae; Streptophyta; Magnoliopsida; Solanales; Solanaceae. Gene Ontology annotation, biological process: mRNA splicing, via spliceosome. The transcript is spliced from 6 exons. Gene Ontology annotation, cellular component: nuclear speck. The record is from RefSeq and is a predicted model, not a curated record. The coding region runs from base 56 to 736 and encodes 226 amino acids. Gene Ontology annotation, molecular function: zinc ion binding; RNA binding.
CAACUAAAAAGGCCUAGGCCCAAAAUUUGUAUCAGCUCUAUUGGGCCUAAACCCAAUGAGUACAGCUUUCAAGCCCAUUCCAAAUCCAGUUAUUCAUAUCUCUAACAUUUCCCCUUUUCAUAGUGGUGGCCUAGGGUUUUUCUCUCUCGCGGUAUUCACUAGGGUUUCAGGUUAUUAUUCCGAGAUGUCAAGAGUGUAUGUUGGAAAUCUUGAUCCUAGGGUCACUGAAAGAGAACUAGAAGAUGAAUUCCGUGUCUUUGGAGUUAUAAGAAGUGUUUGGGUUGCAAGACGCCCACCUGGUUAUGCUUUUAUUGACUUUGAUGACCGUAGAGAUGCACAAGACGCAAUCAGGGAUCUGGAUGGUAAAAAUGGAUGGAGAGUGGAGCUCUCACAUAAUUCUAGAGGAGAAAGGGGUGGGGGCCGUGGAGGAGGUCGUGGUCGUUCUGGAGGCUCUGAUUUGAAGUGCUAUGAGUGUGGUGAGUCUGGUCAUUUUGCUCGUGAAUGCAGAGUGCGAGGAGGUCCAGGUCCUGGUAAACGUAGAAGUCGUAGCCCUCCUAGAUAUCGGAGGAGCCCAAGUUAUGGUCGCAGGAGUUAUAGUCCUCGUGGACGUUCCCCCAGACGCCGAAGCGUGUCACCUCGUGGCCGUAGUUAUAGCCGAUCUCCAUACCGUGGAAGAGAUGAAGUUCCUUAUUCCAAUGGAAAUGGUGUCAGGGACCGAAUCAGAAGCAGGAGCUGAACAGAGAAGUUGAUUACUUGUCUCAUUCAGGAGUUUUUCGAUGUGUGUUACUAUGCUUGACUUGAUCACAGCUGUGUAAGUGAGGCCAUGCCCUCAACUUCAACGGCUUUAAUUUUCGUAUGGUAUUAUAAGUGUGUUUUUUAAUUUCUCAACUUUUCCCUUUUUAAGAACCAUAAUGUUAGGGACAUAGACCUUUUGUACUUUAUGGCGUCUAUUAUCUUUAGAAAAGAAAUAUCCUAAAGAAUGCUGCUAAAAAUUUACUUUUGUUUUCUUG